AUGGCUUCUCGUUGGCAGUUGUCGAAACUAUUUCGACUUUCAAAGAGAUUAUAUUCUCAGCCAGUUAAUGUUCUCACACCUCAGAAAACAAGAAACAUUGGAAUCAUAGCACAUAUCGAUGCUGGUAAAACCACCACGACUGAACGUAUGAUUUACAAUACUGGUAAAAUAAGAAGAAUAGGUAAUGUUGACGAUGGGGAUACAGUGACAGACUAUCUACCAUCCGAAAGAGAUAGAGGUAUAACUAUUCAACUGGCGGCAAUAACACUUUCUUGGGGAAAUCACAGAAUAAAUCUUAUUGAUACACCAGGACAUGCCGAUUUCACGUUUGAAGUCAUUAGAUCUUUACGAGUAUUGGAUGGCGCAGUUACAAUUUUAGAUGCAGUUGCUGGAGUCGAAGCUCAAACCGAAAAAGUUUGGAGACAAGCAACUAACUUGAAUAUCCCUAAGUUGAUUUAUAUAAACAAGAUGGAUCGUCCAGGAGCUGGGUUCAGUAGAGCCGUAAAAGAAGCAGUUCAAAAAUUAGAGACUCGUGUUGUUCUUUGUAAUUUACCAUACUUUGAAACAUCUAAAGAUGGUGACAUGAUUUUCAAAGGGGUUGUUGAUGUUAUACAAAAGAAAUUAUUGAUCUGGGAUGAAGAAGUUGAAGAAGGAAAGAAUAUCAGUGUUAGUGACAUAGAUGAAACCAGGCCAGAAUUACUUGAAAUGUUACAGAAAUCGAGGGAAUCUAUGGUGGAAACACUUGGCGAGUUUGACGAAAGAAUUAUAGAUUCAUUUUUGGAGAACGAAGAAGAUCAUAUGUUAGUCCCACCAGCUUUGUUGGACGAAGUAAUCAGAAAAGCAACUAUUGAACAUUACUUGACUCCAGUAUUUUGUGGAUCAUCAUUCAAGAAUAUUGGUGUACAUCCAAUAAUGGACGGCGUUGUGAAAUAUUUACCAUCUCCACUUGAAAUCGAUACCCCUGUAAUUACGAGCAAGGGCAAAGAAAUUAAAACUUCUCGUGAUUCCGCAGGAAAGUUGAUUGUUGACAACAAUAAGGAUUUGACACUUGCAUUGGCAUUCAAAGUCAUGACUUUAGAUCGUCGUCCAAUGACAUUCGUCAGAGUAUACAGUGGAAGACUUAAUAAGUCCUCACAAGUCGUUAACACUAGAACAGGUAAGAAAAUGUUGGUAAAAAGUCUUUUGAUAAUGAAUGGUGAUAGCCCAGAAGAAAUUAAAGAUGUUGAAUUGGGUAAUAUUUGUGUUAUUCCAGGUUAUGAAACCGAAUUCCAAACAGGCGAUACUUUAGUGUCUCAUGCAUCGUUCAAAAAACUGAAUUUUAGCCCACGUGAAUCAAGUUAUACCUUGUUACCUAUUGAUAUUCCUCCACCAUUGUUUAAUUCUGCGAUUGAACCCAAAACAGCUGGAGAUGAACAGUAUAUGAAGAAAUGUGUUGAAAAACUUAUUAGAGAAGACCCAUCAUUAAAAGUACACUUUGAUGAAGAAAUGGGACAAUUGAUUUUGAGUGGUAUGGGUGAAUUGCAUUUGGAAAUUGCUCGUGAUAGAUUAGUUAAUGAUAUGAAAGCCAAGGUCAAUUUGAAAGAUGUGGUUGUUUCUUACAAAGAAUCGUUUGUUGGAAAAAGCGAUAAAGUUGCUGAAAUCAAGAAUGAAAAUAUUGAACUUUCUUUGACAAUAUCACACAUAGAUAAUGCCAGGGACUUUAUUGGCCAAGAAGGUGCCAAAGUCAUAGACGAAGACAACAACGUUGUAUUAUUACCAGAAUCAGCUGCUUCUGAACAUGUUAAAAGCACAUUGGAUGAAAGAAGAUGGAAAUGUGAGAAUAGUAUUGAAGAAUUACAAGAUUCUUUAGUUAAUGGUUGCUCCACAGCACUUCUGAUGGGUGGUCCAGUAUUGGGAUUCCCGUUACAUUCAACAUUAAUUACAGUUAAUAGUUGGAAUGCUCCUGUUGAUCAAAAUCCAGAGCAAGUUUCCAAUUUGAUGAAUGCUGCAAGACAAGCAGUGCAAUCACUCAAAGAUGAUGAGCAAGAUUUUGGAAUUCUUGAACCGAUUAUGAAAACUCGAGUUUAUGUUGAUUCAAAUGAUUUGGGUGAAGUUUCUCAUGAUUUGACCCAAAGAUGUCAAGCAGUGAUUCUUGAAAUCGAAGAUCAAUCAAUUCAAAACUUGGAAAACGCUGCAUGGGCUAAAGAAGAGUCUGAGAGAAUGUACCUUCCACCAGAUUAUACCAUCAAGAAAUCCAAUAAUGCCAUGAAUGAAAUUGCAAAUAAGAAAGUAAUUGUUGCUGAAACACCAUUAAGAGAAAUGAUUGGUUAUUUAUCCAAAUUAAGAUCAUUGACUCAAGGUAGAGCUACAUUUGAUAUGACAUUCCUUGGAAUGAGAAGAGCUGUUGGUAGUAGAGUCGAUGCAAUUGCAAGUGAAUAUAGAUUUUAA
This is a messenger RNA of Candida tropicalis MYA-3404, 2427 nucleotides long. RefSeq names its product Mef2p (gene MEF2). Gene Ontology annotation, molecular function: GTPase activity; GTP binding. Lineage: Eukaryota; Fungi; Ascomycota; Pichiomycetes; Serinales; Debaryomycetaceae. Gene Ontology annotation, cellular component: mitochondrion. Bases 1 to 2427 code for a protein of 808 amino acids. The transcript has a single exon. Gene Ontology annotation, biological process: ribosome disassembly; mitochondrial translation. The record is from RefSeq and is a predicted model, not a curated record.